AUGGAAAGAGACAAAAAUCACCCUGUUUCGAGAAACGCUUCAGAAGCUGAAAGUGUUUUUACAGAGAGAUCUGGAACCCUAUCUACAAGAAACGCUCCAAGGACUCGAAAAAGCCGAAAUGUUUCAACUCAAAUCCUCUCAUCCAUCCGACGUGUUUCCCAGCAAUCGAUCGAAUCAAUCAAAAGAGUCGCCAGAAAUGGCGAUUUCAUCACCAUCGUCUCUCUUGUCACAGCCGGGCAGGGGAAUGGAUUCUUUACGAUUCCUUGGGUCUGGGCGAACGGAUCGCUGGUGCCGUGUCUUUUGCUUGCUUUUUUGACGAUUUUUGCAUAUUCGUUUAUUGGAAUUACUGUUUUUGAGAUGAGCGAGAGACAUGUCGGCUUGAUUCCAAGUCUUGGAAAAGAUGAGCUGCCUGAUAUUUCAUUCAUAAUUGAUUACAAAUAUGGAAGAAAUGACGCUCUGACUUGUUGGCCUGCAGCAUUUUAUGUUUCUUCAUUCAUGCCUUUGCUCAUGUCAAUUCUCAAGGACGUUGAAAACAGAAAACACACCAGAAGAGACAUUGUUAUAUCUCAAAUUCUGAGUCAAAGUCUCAACAUUAUCGUCGGCUUGACAUUUCUCCUCACGUUUCCGGGCGAUAAAAGCGAAAUCUCUCAAAACUUUGUCGAAAAUUUCCGCGACUCAAAAGUCGCAACAAUUCUUUGCUUUGCGAUCAUCAAAGUCUUCGGCUACACCUACAUCGGAAUCACGAUAUUUUCCGAGAGCGAAAAAUGCGUCGGCUUGAUCCCCACGCUUGAAAAAGACGAGUUACCAGAACUGUCAAUGAUCGUCGAUUAUAAAUUUGGUCGCAACUGGGGACUUGUUUGCUUGAUUUUCGCAUUUCUGCAAGUUUUUGGUGCUUUGCUCGCAAGUUAUAUCAACUUAUCCAAUUCUCUAUAUUGGUUUGGCCUAGGAUGCUACGAGAUUGCUCAUGAAAAUGAAUUACAAAAUAUAUCCCAAAAUUUCUCUGUCGAAGAAUCUUUCUCUUCUUACUGGAGUCUCACUGGCACCAUUCCGCUAUUCUUGGUCGUCAUCAUUUUCAUCGUCAACGUAAAAUCGUCAAUUUUCUUCUCCAGAAUAGCAGCUAUUUUUGGACUUCCAAGCACAAUCAUCAUCUCCAUUAUUCUUUUUUGGAAAGCCUCCGAGUGGAAAGAAAUAAAUCAGAAGAUUCCUCCCUAUCCAGUCAUCAGUGGCGAUUUGACCUGCUUUCCCGCGAUUUUUUAUACUUUUAGUUAUAUGCCCCUGCUCAUGGCGGUUAUCAAAGACAACAAGAAUCGAGGACACACGAAGAAGGAUAUUUUCAUUUCUCAAAUUCUCUGUCAAAUUUUCAACGUCGUGAUUGGCCUGACUUUUGUUUGGACUUUUCCCGGCGAUAGAAGCAAAGUUUCCGAAAACUUUGUCGAGCAUAUUAGAGACUCAAAAGAAGCAACAUUGGUUUGCUUCGCGCUGAUGAUUUUUCGAUUCGUUGGUUCUUAUUCUUUGUGCUUUCAAGUUUGCCGGACGUUCAUUUCUGGAGCUGUUUUCAAGAAAGUCUUUCCUGGAUAUGCAUACAGCAUUUUCUUGUCAGUUUUCGUUAUCGGACUCUCCGUUCUCUGCGCAAUGUUUUACAACAAACCCGGCACCGUUUUGAGUAUUGUCGGGAGCAUCUGCGGCUUGUACUUUGCCUCAUUGAUCGGAAUUUUUGAUCUGAAACAAGCCGAAAAAUAUGCCGAUUCUCCUUGUGAAGCCGAAAAAUGCGUUGGUAAAAUUCCGACAAUCGGAAAAAAUGAAAUUCCUGAGCUUUCUCUUAUCGUCGAACACAAAUUCGGCAAAACAGCUGGAAUCGUCUGUGUGAUUGUAGGAAGCAUUUUGGUGCUCUUUUCGAUUUGCUCGAUUUAUUUGUUUAUCUGCCGAUCGCUUUAUUAUUUUGUCCUAUCCUCUUAUACGAUUCACUCGGCGAAGAACACAAGAAUGGUGACGAUUAUGGAAGACGACAACUCGACUUUUGCCGCCGGAAUUUCAAACGAUCAAUUCAAAGUUCCAGAGACCUUUCAUCCUUCUUGGGAUCUCAACUGGACCAUUCCUUUUUAUUGCAUUCUACUGAUAUUCCUCGUCAACAAGAAAUCAUCCGUCUUUUUCACCCGCCUCACCACCGUUUUUGGUCUCCCGAGCACGAUAAUUAUUUCGAUUAUUCUUUUCUGGAAAGCGUCUGUUUGGGGAAAACUCGGAUAUUUCGAUCUUUUUGAUGAAAACGAGCAAUCAUACUAUCCUUUGAUAAAAUGGACUUAUACUUGCUUCCCGGCGAUUUUUUACAAUUGCACUUAUAUGCCCAAUAUUUUAUCAGUGCUCAAGGACAACAAGAAUAGGAACCACACGAGAACUGACAUUGUUUUGUCACAAAUUCUUUGCCAAAGUACCAAUUUGAUCAUCGGACUGACCUUCAUUGCAACUUAUCCAGGCGACAAAAGCCGUGUCUAUCAAAAUUUUGUCGAACAUUUCGACUUCGACAAGCCAGAAUACUUGAUCUCCUGCAUUCUCAUCUUUUUUCGAGGAAUAGCCGGCUUUUGCCUGAAUUUUCAAACAUUUCGCUGCAUCCUGUCUUCGGCGAUUUUCAGGAGAUCCUUUCCCGGCUAUGGUUGGAGUGUUGUUAUGUCGAUUUUUGCCCUGGCCUGUUCUGUCUUAUGCGGCGUCUAUUAUAAUAACCCUGGCAAAUUGCUCGGAAUCGGUGGCAGUAUAACUGGCGUCUACUAUGCUUUUCUUGUGGCCUGGUUCGACCUGAAUCAGUACGGAUCUUUCCUCCUCGCUCCUUGGUAUGUUUAUCUACGAUCUGGAGCUCUGGCAAUUUUCAGUUUGGUCCUCCUUGUUUUCCAACUUCUUGUGACUUUUAUGCCGAACCAAUAUCAAUAA
This is a messenger RNA of Oikopleura dioica, 2919 nucleotides long. The record is from the annotation of a GenBank genome assembly. Lineage: Eukaryota; Metazoa; Chordata; Appendicularia; Copelata; Oikopleuridae.